Cornus florida is the source of this 1218-nucleotide messenger RNA. Its product is annotated as F-box protein At5g07610-like. The transcript has a single exon. The record is from RefSeq and is a predicted model, not a curated record. Gene Ontology annotation, molecular function: protein binding. Bases 1 to 1218 code for a protein of 405 amino acids. NCBI's taxonomy places the organism in Eukaryota, Viridiplantae, Streptophyta, Magnoliopsida, Cornales, Cornaceae.
AUGGCUUCUAACAUUAGAAGGUGCCGGAAUGCGUCGGAAGAAAUCUCAGCCGCCGCGGAAAUCAUCGGCGGCAACGAGGACUUGGUGGUGGAGAUCCUUCUUCGUCUACCGGCGAAAUCCCUUAUUCGAUUGAACUCAGUCUCUAAAACAUGGCUCUCUCUCAUCUCCGGUUAUCGUUUCUCUAUCCUCUGGCAACAGCAUCAACGACAGCCCAAAAUCUCCGGCCUUUUCUUCACAAGUAGAUACAGAUAUGACAUCAAAUACAUUCCUCCCAUGCACAUAAUAAAAUCCGAAUCCGACUGUGACUGUAAUAUUAAUAGUACCAAUGGUGGAGAAUACAAUUCUCUAGCUCUCAUCCGGGAUAUGGAUACUACUAAAAUCAUAGACUCCUGUAAUGGUCUUAUACUCAUCUGCUGUUUAUUUAAGCCAGACUACGAUUCCAGAACUUACCACGUUUACAAUCCUACUACUAAGCAAUUCUCUACCGAUCUUCACCGCCCUUUUCCCCAAACUAAUUUUGACCUUCUAUAUUUGACUUUUGAUCCUUUGAAAUCACUUCAAUACAAAGUAGUUUGGCUUCAGAAACUAGUACAUGAAGUGGAUGUGGUGGAAGAAUACUGGUGGUUUCAAAUACAUAUUUAUUCAUCAAAAACCAAUGAAUGGAAACCCUCUGGCCAUCCUUUCUUGGCACCAUUACGUGUGAAUUUCCGGAAUGGAGUCUAUUGCAAUGGCUCCAUCCAUUGGAUAACUGACCCUUUGAAAGAAUUAGGUUCAUUAUACUUUGAUGUCCACCAAGAAAGAUUGUGCCCAUUGCAAUUUCCACCAUUUUGGGAUCCUUUUAAAUUUCAGCAUUUUGGUGAGUCUCGAGGUCAUUUGCAUCUUGUUGAGCAUAGUCGUGAUAUUUUCAAAUUCGAUGUAUUUGAGAUGGAAAGAGAUUACUCCAAGUGGCUGUUCAAGUAUCACGUUGACCUUGACACAAUGGAUGAUCUUGGGUCUCACCUGAAGUGUGGUGGCCACAAGUUCUACGUGCUUAGUUUAACUCUUGGAGAAAAUGAUGAAGAAGAUUCAUUUAUGUUGCUACUUGAAUUUCACAUGAAUACGAUCAUUUUCUGCAACCUUAAGGAUAACAUUUUUAAGAAGCUUCUUGAUGUUAACACUCGUCAACGAUGUUCUUCUUGGCGUGCCCAUAGAUGCAUUGAGACACUCUUUCCUGUUUGA